Molecule: messenger RNA, 1613 nt
Organism: Thlaspi arvense
Lineage: Eukaryota; Viridiplantae; Streptophyta; Magnoliopsida; Brassicales; Brassicaceae
Source: the annotation of a GenBank genome assembly
AUUUUUUUGAAAUAAAAAAUAUUAAUAACAAAAUAGAAUUAAAAUCUAUCUAAAAUAUUGUUUUUUAAAAUAAAAAAUAGAAAUAUAUAUUUGCCGGAAAAUAGAAAUAUAUAUUUAAGUAAAAUAUAACUUUAUUUUGAAGUUACUUUAUUUUAGAAUAAAAAAUGGAGAAAUACAUCGAAAAUGGAGAGUGAAAAAUGCUAUCUAAUUCCAUUGGUAUUUCUUUUACGACUUAAAAAAAACCCAAGAAAAACCCUCGUCGCCUCCGUUUUCGAUUCAAGCCCGCGGCGUCGUCUGAUCCGCCGUUGGUUCGGCUUAUUUCUCAGUGGCUCCUCCCGCCGUGAUCAAUAGAACUUCCGCCGUCACCUCCGUUUUCAGUUCGCACCGCAAGACUGAUUUCUGUCUCCGUAUCGCCUGUUGUCCUCUCAGCCUCAUUUUACUGUCCUUGUCAUCGAAAACUUGCCUAGAAGCUAAAGUUAAAUUUCAAUUUGAAAUGCUAUCUUCUGUCUAUUUUGUUGGGUUUUGCUUAUGACACCUUUUUGUUUCAUUUUGGUAUUUUGAGUUAUAACAUUGUUAACGAGGAUUUAGUUAUCUGUGGCGUGUUGUAAAUUUGUAAUGUUAUUUAAUGUCGAAAGGUGAAAAUGUUGUUUAUGUGCUUUCACCAAUGUCAUGUGGUUAUGGUGCUUAUGAACAAUAUCUCCUGGGAAAAUAAUGAGUCAUCCUUACUGGGGAACUGAGUGAGUUACGGUCGGAACUAGUGUCAGUGAAUAUUCUCUGUAGAUGUUCUGUAACUUAUACUAGAAGGAAGCAUGCUUUAUAGUCUUCUUCCUCUCUUGUUCUUGUGUUCUUCAAACGUCUCUCUACCUUUUCUAAUCAAUGUACCUGUAAUGAUCAAAGUAGAUUUUCAGAAACUUGUGAUGAGAGAAGCUAAGAAACGCUCCUUGAUGCUGCUUGAUCCUGAUGUUAUUGAUUGUCCCAUCUGCUUCGAACAAUUGAAGAUCCCUGUCUUCCAGUGUGAUAAUGAGCAUUUGGCAUGCUCUUCUUGCUGUCUGAAACUGAGUGGUAAAUGCCCUUCCUGUGCUUUGCCUAUCGGCAACAAUCGCUGCAGAGCAAUGGAGACUGUUCUUGAAUCCAUCUUCGUAUGUGCCUUCUCUCAAUGCUCCUUCCCUGCACAAGACUGCGAUUACGCUGGAUCAUACAUGGAAAUGUGGGUUCACUAUUCUAUCCACCUGGAAAGUGUCAUGCAAAUAUAUGAAGAUAUUACGUUAAAUUUUGGCAUUUCCUUUACUGCCGAGUUGAACAUGAGCGAUAAGGUAGUACGUAUGGGGAAGUAUCCGAUGGGACUAUUGUUUGUAGUGCAGCGUUUUAAGGAGCCAUGUGGUGUGUAUGUGACUGUUAGUUGCAUUGCACCAUCUUCUCCAGCAGUAGGAAAGUUCUCAUAUGUUAUCUCCUAUACUGUGGAAGGACACACCAUCACUUAUGAAUCACCAGAGGUGAAGAGGGUUCUUGAAGUGAGUUUUCAAACCCCUCAGGAGAGUUUCAUGUUGAUCCCUAACAGUUUCUUGCGUGGUGAAUUGUUGAAGCUGAUGGUUUGCAUUAAGAGGUUGAACUAA